Molecule: messenger RNA, 1791 nt
Organism: Alternaria viburni
Lineage: Eukaryota; Fungi; Ascomycota; Dothideomycetes; Pleosporales; Pleosporaceae
Exons: 1
Coding region: 1-1791 (596 amino acids)
Source: RefSeq, a predicted model, not a curated record
AUGGACACUCACAAUCUAUUCAAGUAUCAGGGAAAAUCGCUAGACGCCAGUCGACGAGACAUUCGGUUACUACAUCUCCACCCGUCUAGCACUGACCGCAUAACAGCAUCACUGGGUGUGAAGGAUCUCGCAAGUGCGGCUGGAACUUUCGCAUGCGUCUCUUAUGUAUGGGGUGAUCCCAACGAGACGGUACCAAUCGAAGUAGACGACCAGGAAGUACAGAUUACGACGAACCUUUUCGACUUCCUCUGUCACAUCAGAGACCCAAAGGAGACUCUCACACUCUGGGCGGAUGCCAUAUGCAUAAACCAAGCAGACCUGAACGAGAAAUCGCAUCAGGUAGUCAUGAUGGGAGACAUCUACUCCGGAUGCUCCGUGGUGCACAUCUGGCUGGGUACAAUACCAGAUACUCUGCCAUUAGGAACAUCCCCUUUCGCCUGGAUUGAGCAUAUGGCAGAGGGAAAGCAUUGGCAUACUCUCCCCGGCAUUCUCGAUGAGCAAGAUGGAAAGCCCAGCGAAGAAUUCAACAAUCAUCGACUCGCCUUCGAUCUGAUGACAAGCAACCCAUGGUGGCAGCGAGCUUGGACCGUCCAAGAAGUCAUUCUACCCAAAUCCACCAUCCUCUGGUACGGGACCUACCAUACGACCUGGAACAGCUUCGCACAACUGAUCCGAAACCAAGACACGCGCGUCAAAAACUGCUGCCUGCCCGAUACCCCAGAAACGAAGAAAUAUUGGCGCAAGAUCGAUGUCAUUGAUGAUUUCAUGUGUGAGUAUGAGACAAUCUACUGGUUCCGAGAGUAUUAUCAUGGCAGCAUUACGACUAUACCUCUUCAUACAUCCACUAUCGAGGGAGUCAUGCCAUUUAAAGACACUCUGCUUUCCUUCUCGAAGCGACAGUGUCAUGACCCCCGCGACAAAGUCUUUUCGAUCUUGGCGCUAGCGCCACCGCGGAUGUUCGAGAACUACAAACCGGAUUACACGGGACCCUUAGCGGAGACCUGGACGGACGUAUACCGACUAAUGAUAGACCACACUGCGGACGUUUCGUCGACUCUCCAAGGCAACGGGUUUGGGCCAAAUAACGACGGUAGACCAUCUUGGGUUCGCGAUCUUGCCAAUAUACCCACCGACGCGAUUCUUUUUGAGCGCCAUAGGGUAGAUCUUUCCGAAAUGUACCUCUGCAGUGGCGAAUCAGCGGGCACAUUUAUCUCAACCGACCUCUGGGAGCUGCAUGUCAAAGCGCGAAGAGCCGAUAUCAUCCGUCAUGUGGGCGCAACUAAUACUCAUGAAUCUGGUCCGAGGGCGAUGAUAGCCAAUAUGAGACAGUGGUACAGAUUGGUUAUGGACGCACUAUCCUGCACCGACGAAGCGAUUAUCCGGAAGCCUUUUCAGCGCGCAAUAUGCGCGACGAUGCACACCGUGGAGGAUGGGUCCUCAUGGCGCCGCAGUACAGAUGAAGAUCUGCCCAGUCUUGAAGACUGGCAAGAGUUUCUGGAUUUGGAGCCUGAAAGUUUCCUGUUUCAUUUGACGUAUCUCUCGGCUGCAGAAGAUCGCUGCUUUUAUGUCACGGAAAAGGGGAAUAUGGGGUUGGCUUAUCCGGGUGUGAAGCCUGGGGAUGAGGUUUGCGCGCUGAUGGGGAUGCGAGUGCCCGUCGUACUGCGGAAGGCAGAGGGAGAGCGUAACAACGCGAACGCUUAUCAUUUCAUGGGAGACUGCUUUCUACUCGACCAAAUGGAUGGGGAGAUUAUGCGGAAUGAGGAGGAGACGAAGUCAGUUGUUUUGAUCUAA